UUGUGCCGAGGAGAAAAACAACAAGAGGUUUGCGUCGCGGCAUUCAACAAACAAAAGUGGGUGGAUUUGCUAUUGAAAUUUCAGUAUGAAAAUGUUGUUAAAUUUUGUGAUUCUUGGUGUGAUUUUCAUCACGGCGUGUUCCAGCAUCAGCGUCGAUGAAAAUGGGUACAUUUUGUACUGUCCGUGCAUGGGUCGUUUCGGCAACCAAGCGGACCACUUCCUUGGCGCCCUCGGAUUUGCCCACGCCCUCAACCGAACGCUGGUGCUUCCACCGUGGGUCGAGUACCGCAAGGGGGAGGCCCGUUCGAUCCAGGUCCCAUUCGACGCGUACUUCCAGGUGGCUCCCCUGGGCGAGUUUACCAAGGUGAUCACGAUGGAGAACUUUAUGACGGCGUUGGCACCGUCGCUGUGGCCACCGGAAAAUCGCACCUCGUUCUGCUACACGGAACGUAUGGAUUUGGACGGGAAGAUGAGUGGCGGGUGUAACGCCAAGAGUGGUAAUCCUUUUGGACCGUUUUGGGACAAUUUUGGGGUGGAUUUUGUCAAGUCGGAGUUUUUUGGACCGAAGCUGAACUACGACGUUUAUCACCACGAUAUGGCGAGCAAGUGGAACGAGCGGUAUCCGGCGGAGAGGUGGCCGGUCAUUGCUUUUACCGGAGCUCCGGCGAGCUUCCCGAUUCAAAUUGAGAAUCGAGAGCUGCACCAGCAUUUGAGGUGGUCGGUGAGCAUCGAGAACGAAGCGCGAGACUUUAUUCGGUACAAGAUGCCGAAAGGGGCCUUUAUCGGGAUUCAUCUGAGGAACGGAAUCGACUGGGUGCGUGCCUGUGACCACGUUAAGGACAGCUCCAACCUGUUCUCGUCGCCGCAAUGCCUCGGAUAUCGGAACGAGAAGGGAUCGCUCACGCUGGACAUGUGUCUACCGCCAAAGGACGUCAUAAUUCGGCAGCUUAAACGACUCAUCAAGAAUCACAAAGAAACCCACAAGAAUAACCCGAUCAAGUCGGUGUUUGUCGCGUCGGACAACAAUCACAUGAUUAACGAGCUCAACGAAGCGCUCAAGCGGAUGGACGUGGUGGCGGCGAAGGCGGCCGGAAGUAACCCCCAUCUGGAUCUGGCCAUUCUGGGGAUGUCCAACCACUUUGUCGGCAACUGUGUCUCGUCGUACUCGGCUUUUGUGAAGCGCGAACGCGACGCCAAGGGAUUCCCGUCCAGCUUUUGGGCCUUCCCCGCGGAGAAGCCCAGGUCGUUCAAAUCCAACGCCUCGGGAGGAGGAUCGCUGACGCAUGAAGAGCUGUGAAGAGGACGUCGCCGUGCUGAGUGUGGUGAGUGAGAUCAUUGAAUUAAGGCAAAAAAGAGUAGAAUCGCGGGCUGUCCCCCAAGGUUUUCCUCUCUAUCGCGUGCGCGCUCUCUGUCUCGUCUGGCAGGCAGACUCAGUGUUGUGUAUUUGUGUUUUCGUUCAUGGCUGACGACGUGCGCUGCGACCUUCGUAACCGCGGUUUGUUUUUGUUGUUCGAUGCAAAAGUGCAGUACGAUUUUGGGGUAGAACGCAGUUCCUAGCGAUCGGGUCCUAUUUUUAAACUUUAUUUAUAAAUUCAGCGUAAUUCAAGCAUUUCUUCGAUUUCAUUCAAUCAAAAUCAAUCAAACCCCUCUAACAUGAGUGUCACACAACGACUGAUGGCGUGACCUUUUUGGACAAUUCUUAAAAAGUACACGCAAACUCAAACACACACAAACACUCAUUUCUUGUGAGAUCAUUAAAAUUAGCAGCUAAAGCCGCCCGAAGGGGACCUUCGCGUGGAGUCAUUAAAUUUGUGAACGAGUGAGCACCGCACCGAAAUUGCUUUGUUUUGUGGGAAACCGAUACCGAUUUGUUUGCCAAGACGUAGUAAAUAGUAGUACGGUGGUCAGAUAAGUGGAUGCUUAGUGGAUUUCUACUAUUUAGUUUGAAUUAAGAUUUUGCCUUACCGAUAUCUUUUGAAAAGAUGAGUUGAAUUUGACUGAUUCUGAGCUAAGCGAUGGUAGGAUUUAAGACUAUGUAACUAUAGCAAACUUAAGAAACUUGUAUUGAGUAUACUUGAA
Molecule: messenger RNA, 2079 nt
Organism: Culex quinquefasciatus (southern house mosquito)
Lineage: Eukaryota; Metazoa; Arthropoda; Insecta; Diptera; Culicidae
Product: GDP-fucose protein O-fucosyltransferase 1
Exons: 2
Coding region: 86-1297 (403 amino acids)
Biological process (GO): protein O-linked glycosylation via fucose; Notch signaling pathway
Molecular function (GO): peptide-O-fucosyltransferase activity
Source: RefSeq, a predicted model, not a curated record